This is a messenger RNA of Elaeis guineensis (African oil palm), 1809 nucleotides long. Its product is annotated as EID1-like F-box protein 2. NCBI's taxonomy places the organism in Eukaryota, Viridiplantae, Streptophyta, Magnoliopsida, Arecales, Arecaceae. Gene Ontology annotation, molecular function: protein binding. The record is from RefSeq and is a predicted model, not a curated record.
GUACCGGCGAUGGGGCGAGGGAGUUCUUUAUUGAGACGAAAAUGCCCUCGAAAAAGUCUGAAAUUCCUCGGUCCUUGUCGUGUGGACAGGGGGCAUUUCCGGCAAUUCUUCCUUUCCCGAGGGAUAUUUUUUUUCUUUCACUGCCCUUCCGUGUCGACAUGGGAGCCCUGGUCUUUCUUAGCGCUCUCUUUCUCUCUCUAGUCUAGAGCUCAGAGAGAGAGAGAGAGAGAGAGACGGGUUUCUCCUUCUCUUGCGCUCAACGAAGGGAAAGGAGGAAGAAUUUCUUCAGCAAAGUCAGGAUGUACAAAUGCAGCAUUUGAUGAACGGAUCCGUCGGUUUUCUAUCUAUAUGUUCGUACUUAUGUAGCAAAUCUUGGUCACCUGUUGAUGCCUGUUGUUCUUGAGAAGGUUAUGAUGCAUGAUUUGGAUACAACUUUUUGAUCUGAACCACCAUUGGGUGCUGUGGGCCAAACUAAGAGUCAUCAGCAAAUUGAUUUCCCCCUUUUUUUGGUGUAAUGUGUUCAAGAUUCAUCAGGUGAAAUGAUGCUGGUAGCAAAGCAGUACCGCUGUACACACUCAUCAACAUGUAUAUGUAUGAAAGGUCAUCUGAGUGAGGAUGCAAUUUUUCUUGUGUUUCAACACCUAAAUUGGAACCCCAGAUUCAUUGCGACAAUGUCAUGUGUUUGCAAAUGGUUUGAUGAGAUUGCUAAGCGGGUUUUGUGGAAGGAGUUUUGCCGAACAAGGGCUCCAAAGAUGAUGCUAGAUUUGCAAUCCAGUGGAAGCCACAGUGUUGAUGGAAACUGGAAAGCACUUGGGAAGCUUCUGAUUUAUUGCUCAGGAUGCAGCAAGGGGGGUCUAUUUAAUGCCAUCCAUAUCCCAGGUCACUUUGUUUACAGGACUCGGUUUUCUAGGACUUCGGGAAAAAGUUUUCUUAUUCCACAAUGCAGAACAGAUGUGUUGUAUGUAUCAGACCCUUGUGAACAUCUUGAUCAGGGAGAGGAGGGUGAUGUGGGCUUUUUCCGUGGUGUCUUCAGGUCAUUCUCUGUUUCAAGAGUUAGGAAAAUGCUCAUUGACAGGCAGGCCAAGUUUCAUCCCACAGAGGUGUGUCCAUACUGUAAAGCAAAGCUGUGGAGCAUGCUGCAGGCAAACAUGAUACCAAGAAGUGCGGCGUGGAGGUUAGGUGCUUAUGAUGAUUGCAUCGAGUAUUAUGUAUGCCUCAAUGGGCAUAUGCUUGGAAUAUGCACUCUCUUACCCCUCUCGGAUUCUGAGGAGGCAUCGGAGUUGGACUGAUGCUCAGAAUUUGAUGCAGUUUACGUUUGGAGCCCUCAUGAGUUUGAUGGAUUUGAGCAGGAGGAUGAGACCCAUGGGACUUUAUUGAUGGCCAAGCUUGGAAACAAAGUUAGGAUUGGUAGUAUAUUUGUUUCUUUAACUGGUGAUGAACAGGGAGCAAACCGGGGGAACAAGCAAGGUGAGGUAUUCUUGCCAUGCAAGUGCUGAUAUAUAUUGUAAAGCUUGUGGAUGAAGGAAGGGAUCCCUCUUCUCCAUUGUGCUAGGUUUCAGCUUCUGCCUUUAUGCUGUUGGCUUUUGCCUUGGCUAAAAGAAAUAUAGUUUUAAGGCUGAGAAGUAUGCUUUUUUUACGUUUCUCAUCUUUUGCUUUUAGAGAACAUUGUUAAAAGCUGAGGGUGAAUAUGCUUGUUGGUGUUUAAUUCUUCUUGCUCUAUUUGCUCCCUUGCCACAACCCUGUCACCCAAAAAAGAGAAAGGUAUGUUGUCUGUGGAAUAUAUAAAAAGAAUUACAAGCAUUUCUUUCA